AUGCCAGUAGAACCUCAAUCUGCCACAUCAUCUCAGCCCGAUGCUGCUCCUGCUACCACUAGUACCAACAACGAUGCCCAAGAGAAGCUACACUACACGAAAGUCCUUAACGCAUAUCAGAACUACCUCUCCCACUCACUAGCAUCGCAUCGCAAACGGAAGCGAGACUUUUCAUCCCUCCCAGCACGCCACAGAGCCAUCCUAUCCCCGAAAUGGGAAGAAAAAUGGGACUUGAUCAAUACGUGCAUCCGUGUCAACGGUGCAUUCAUCGAACACUUGAUUGCUGGACAGGAAGACAUGAUGGACUUUGAUUCCGUCGAUCAUGAGGUCGCAGCUACACAUGAUGAUCAUCAUGCUGCACAUAGCCACGCCAGUCACGACAAUAAUCGUGAUAGUCACACAGCUGCCGUGUCAGACCAUUCUCAUACUCAUGCGGAUAAUGGACACUCGCAUGCUGAUAAUGGACACUCGCAUGACCAUGCUGCUGCAAAUGCUACGUCUUCGCAUGCUCAUAAACAGGGGCAAAACAAGACAAAGUCGAGCGAGUCGGAUAUGGACAAGGUUAGGUCUACUAUCAGGCAGUUUGUGAGAGAUUGGAGUGACGAGGGAAAGGCCGAGCGAGAUGCUGUGUAUACGCCAAUGAUUCAAGCGCUUUGCAAGGCAUUCGAACAUGUACCAGUAUCACAGAGAGGAGCGGUAUCAGUGCUAGUACCUGGUGCAGGGCUAGGAAGAUUAGCUUUUGAUGUUGCAAAAGAGGGAUUCUCAUGUCAAGGAAACGAAUUCUCAUUCUACAUGCUGAUUGCAUCCAAUUUCGUCUUGAACAGACUCUACUCCAACUACCAAUACACAAUCUACCCAUGGGUCCACUCCCUCUCAAACUCCACAUCAGCAACAAACCAGCUCGCUCCCGUCCGUAUACCCGAUGUCUUGCCCGGCGGGAUACCCGAAGGUGCAGACUUUUCAAUGGUCGCUGGUGACUUUGUGGAAGUGUAUAGUGAGCCUGAUCAGCUAGGUUCAUGGAAUGCUAUAUUGACGUGCUUCUUCCUGGACACUGCACAUAACAUUGUGCAUUACAUUGAGGUUAUUUCGGGGCUGCUUGCGCCGGGAGGGAUUUGGAUUAACUGUGGCCCAUUGCUGUAUCACUUUGAAGGGAUGCCCGGCGAAGUAUCAUUAGAACUGUCGCUAGAAGAAGUGAUGUCCGUUAUCAAGCAAUAUGGAUUUGAUAUUAUCGAAGAAAAGUUCCUGCCAUCGACAUACGCAUCAAACGUAAACAGUAUGCUUCGAUACCAAUACAACAACAGCUUCUUUGUAGCUAUAAAACAUAAACCCCAAGAAUGA
Synchytrium microbalum is the source of this 1338-nucleotide messenger RNA. Its product is annotated as carnosine N-methyltransferase. Gene Ontology annotation, molecular function: S-adenosylmethionine-dependent methyltransferase activity. Lineage: Eukaryota; Fungi; Chytridiomycota; Chytridiomycetes; Synchytriales; Synchytriaceae. The record is from RefSeq and is a predicted model, not a curated record. The transcript is spliced from 8 exons. The coding region runs from base 1 to 1338 and encodes 445 amino acids.